AUGGCAGAGGUUGGAUCCAAGUCAGUGCUGUUCGUGUGUCUCAGCAACAUUUACUGGUCACCCAUUGCAGUAGCAGUGUUCAGAAAAUUGGUAACCAAUGAAAAUGUUUCAGAUAAUUGGGCCAUUGACAGCAGGGCCGUUUCCAACUGGAAUGUGGGCCAGACCCCAGACCCAAGAGCUGUCAGCUGCCUAAGAAAUCAUGGCAUUAGCACAGCCCAUAAGGCAAGACAGAUUACAAGAGAAGACUUUGCCACAUUCGAUUAUAUACUGUGUAUGGAUGAAAACAAUCUGAGAGAUUUGAAUAGAAAAAGUAAUCAAGUUAAAAAUUGCAGAGCUAAAAUUGAGCUACCUGGGAGCUAUGAUCCACAGAAACAGCUCAUAUUUGAAGAUCCCUAUUAUGGCAAUGACUCUGACUUCAAGGUGGUGUGCUAG
Molecule: messenger RNA, 432 nt
Organism: Rattus norvegicus (Norway rat)
Lineage: Eukaryota; Metazoa; Chordata; Mammalia; Rodentia; Muridae
Source: RefSeq, a predicted model, not a curated record